Molecule: messenger RNA, 1041 nt
Organism: Nerophis lumbriciformis (worm pipefish)
Lineage: Eukaryota; Metazoa; Chordata; Actinopteri; Syngnathiformes; Syngnathidae
Source: RefSeq, a predicted model, not a curated record
AUGGCGUCUCAAAAUCCCAUAGGACCUGCUUUGCCGCCAAGCUUUAAACAAGCAGCCGAUUCUGAUGAUGAACGUGAAUGUAAGUUUGCCGGUCCCGCAUUGCCUCCCGGUUACAAACGAGAGGAACCGUCGAGUUCGUCGGAUGAAAGUGAUGAAGUAGUCGUCAAAAGAGUCAAGAAAAAGCAUACCCGUAACAUCUGCCAAUAAAACAGGUUGAUAAACACAAACGAUGAAGACGAUGACGGGUUCUUUGGACCAGCAUUACCACCAGGUUUUAGCAAAAAACAGAGUUCACCAGAGAGGCCACCUGUGCUGGGACCAGCUUUGCCCCCCGGGUUUCGCCGUGCAAUGGAUGAUACAAAUAAUGAUGAUGGUGAUGAAGAGGGUGUCCCGGGACCUGCCUUACCCCCAGGAUACCAGGCUGACUCCUACAGUAGUGAGGGAGAGGAUGAAGAUAUUAUCGGACCCAUGCCAUCCAGUUGUCCAGCUCCAAAUACAGUGGCUUUUGACAUUGAACGCAGAGCACAGAUGAUGAAAGACAAACUGACUAAAGUUGAGGCUCCUGAGGUGCCAUGUCGAGAGACCUGGAUGACAGAGCUUCCACCAGAACUACAACACAUUGGCUUAGGGGCUCGCACUUUCAAGAAAAGGUCUGGUCCGGAGAAGGGUGACCGUUCUGUUUGGACAGAUACACCUGCAGACACAGAGCGCAAGGCCAGGGAGCGUCUUGAGAAGAAGAAAAAGGGCGAGCCUAUAAAAGAUUCUGUCCAACAAAUCUCGCAGAAGGAUUUGGAAAUGGCAGAAAAGGUGUCCAAGUACAAUAAAACGAAACGCUCGGAAUCUCUGAUGAGUUUGCAUACAAAGAACAUAAAGGAAAAGGCGAAGGACGUUGGAAACAAGCCGGUGGAAAGAAGAGCCUUUGACCGGGAAACUGACCUGAAGGUCAAUCACUUCGACGAUGUGCAGAAGCAGCGUCUGCUGAAGAAGUCUCAGGAACUGAACACACGCUUUUCCCACAGCAACGAUAGGAUGUUUUUGUAA